Solanum stenotomum is the source of this 2447-nucleotide messenger RNA. Its product is annotated as glutamine--fructose-6-phosphate aminotransferase [isomerizing] 1. The transcript has 11 exons. Gene Ontology annotation, molecular function: L-glutamine:D-fructose-6-phosphate transaminase (isomerizing) activity; carbohydrate derivative binding. Gene Ontology annotation, biological process: UDP-N-acetylglucosamine metabolic process; protein N-linked glycosylation; carbohydrate derivative biosynthetic process. NCBI's taxonomy places the organism in Eukaryota, Viridiplantae, Streptophyta, Magnoliopsida, Solanales, Solanaceae. The coding region runs from base 48 to 2081 and encodes 677 amino acids. The record is from RefSeq and is a predicted model, not a curated record.
CAAAAUCAUUUUUUCUUUUGAUUCAAUCAAAAAACUCUCCAGAAAGUAUGUGUGGAAUAUUUGCCUACUUGAAUUACAAUGUUACCAGAGAGCGAAGAUACAUCCUUGAAGUUCUCUUUAAUGGUUUGAGGCGUUUAGAGUAUAGAGGCUAUGAUUCCGCUGGAAUUUCCAUUGAUUCUUCAAAUCAAACUUCUGAUCCUCCUCUUGUUUUUCGUCAAGAAGGAAAUAUUGAAUCGCUUGUCAAAUCUGUAUACCACGAUGUUGCUGCUACAGAUUUGAAUCUCGAAGAAUCAUUUUCUGUUCAUGCUGGAAUAUCACACACCCGGUGGGCCACACAUGGGGAGCCUGCUCCUAAGAAUAGUCAUCCUCAAAGUUCUGGUGCUGGAAAUGACUUUUUGGUUGUGCACAAUGGUAUUAUCACCAAUUAUGAGGUAUUGAAAGAGACCCUUCUCCGACAUGGUUUCACCUUUGAGUCUGAAACAGACACAGAAGUAAUUCCGAAGCUUGCAAAAUUUAUCUUUGAUAAAGCUAAUGAAGAAGGUGAUCAGAGUGUGACAUUCAGUCAAGUUGUGCUUGAGGUAAUAAGGCAUCUGGAAGGAGCCUAUGCUCUCACAUUUAAAAGUCGACACUACCCAAAUGAGUUGAUUGCUUGCAAACGUGGUAGUCCACUUCUUCUUGGUGUAAAAGGUUUGGAAGAAAAGGCCUCAUCAGGAUCAUCAUUUAGUGAUGCUAAAUUUCCUUCAAGCAAUGGACAACCAAAAGAAUUAUUCUUGUCCAGUGAUGCCAAUGCUUUGGUUGAACAUACUAAAAAGGUCUUGGUAAUUGAGGAUGGAGAAGUUGUUCACAUCAAGGAUGGAGGAGUGUCAAUUUACAAAUUUGACAAGGGUAAGAAUGGUGGUACUCUCAGUAGACCUGCUUCUGUUCAACGUGCCUUAUCCAUUUUGGAAAUGGAGGUAGAACAGAUAAACAAAGGAAAAUAUGAGCACUACAUGCAAAAAGAAAUCCAUGAGCAGCCAGAAUCUUUAACGACAACUAUGCGAGGGAGACUUAUACGUGCAGGAUCAUGUAAAGCAAAGACUGUGCUUUUGGGGGGCCUGAAGGAUCACCUCAAAACCAUAAGAAGAAGCAGGAGAAUCGUUUUUGUUGGGUGUGGCACAAGUUACAAUGCAGCUCUUGCUGCAAGAUCCAUUGUGGAAGAGCUUUCUGGUAUUCCUGUAACCAUGGAGAUUGCCAGUGAUUUAGUGGACAGACAAGGGCCAAUAUAUCGAGAAGAUACAGCUGUCUUCGUUAGUCAAUCAGGAGAAACUGCUGACACUUUGCUUGCAUUAGAGUAUGCUCUGGAAAAUGGUGCAUUAUGUGUUGGCAUUACAAAUACUGUUGGUAGUGCAAUUGCUAGGCACACUCACUGUGGUGUUCACAUAAAUGCGGGCUGUGAGAUAGGAGUUGCAAGUACUAAGGCAUACACGAGCCAAAUUGUUGUGAUGGCCAUGUUAGCUCUUGCAAUCGGAGCUGAUACACUCUCAAAUCAAGCAAGAAGAGAAUCAAUAAUUGAUGGUUUAUUUUACUUGCCACGUAAAGUGAAAGCGGUGCUCAAGCUUGAUGAAGAAAUGAAGGAUCUUGCUAAGCUGCUAAUUGCUGAGCAAUCACUUCUUGUUUUUGGAAGAGGUUACAACUAUGCGUCAGCUCUUGAAGGUGCUUUGAAGGUAAAGGAGGUGGCACUCAUGCACAGUGAAGGAAUACUUGCUGGAGAGAUGAAGCAUGGCCCCUUGGCUUUGGUUGAUGAAAAUCUCCCUAUUGUAGUAAUUGCCACCCGUGAUUCUUGUUUUAGCAAACAACAGUCAGUCAUUCAACAACUUCAUGCACGGAAAGGUCGACUGAUAGUUAUGUGCACAGAAGGAGAUAAAGCAUCUGUUUCUGUUGGUGGAUCGUCUCGAGUAAUUGAAGUUCCACAGGUUGUGGACUGUUUGCAGCCCGUAAUUAAUGUAGUUCCAUUACAGUUAUUGGCCUAUCAUCUUACUGUACUGCGUGGAUACAAUGUUGAUCAACCUCGCAAUCUUGCCAAGAGUGUCACAACGCAAUGAGCUAAACAUUUUCAAAGUCUUCCGCAUUCAACCUCUACCACUUGAUGACGACAAUUUGAUCUACUGGUACAGCUUUUGACUCCUACUACAGGUCGCAUUGACCCACGAUAUAGCUAUAAUUCACUCUGUAACAUCUAAAUUCGUGUUUGUUUGGUAACAUAUUUAACGUAACAGUUCUGUUCUUAUUAGUGGUUGGUAUGUAGUCGAGCUAAUCUUGUAGACUAAGAACUAGAUUCAUUUUUGAUUGGUUACGAUUGUUGUGACAAUAGAGAUGAUAAAUUGCAAUUUUAUGAGUGCAUUUCAGGAUGACUAAUCUGUAAUGUUGUUCAAAAUCUGCAAUGGACUACCAAUGUGAUGUUCAAAGUU